UUUCAGCAAGCCUCAGGAAUAUAUAACUACCUGAAAUCAACAGUAAUGCUUGCUAUACAGCAAGAUCCGACUCCAGACUUGAAUCCUGAUACUUUGGGCGCCUUAUCUCAGUUAAUGUUAGCACAAGCUCAACAAAUUUUUGUACAUAAAGCCAUUCAUGAUAACAUGAAAGAUUCCAUUGUUGCCAAAUUGGCUUCCCAAUGUGAAGAUUUGUAUGCAGAAACGUUGAAAACGUUCCAGAGAGAAAAUCUGAAAAAUAUUUGGGAUAAAGAAUGGAUUCCUAUGAUUGCUGGUAAGCAAGCAGCUCUAGGUGCUAUUGCUGAAUUUUAUCAAAGUUUGGUUUGCAAAUCUAAUAAAAAUAUUGGACAAGAGAUAUCCAGAUUAAGGAGAGCAAAUGAACUACUUAGAGCCUCUCAAACCCGUUCAGGUAGAACUCUUUUUGGUGAAAUCGCAUUGAAAGUCGAAAGAAAUCUCGCAGAAGCUGUCAAAGAUAACGAUUUCAUUUAUCAUGAAAUCAUUCCGGACAUAAAGUCGGUCGAUUCCAUCGGCAAAGCUCAGCCGGCAAAAGUUUUACCUCUCGCGCAUCCCAUGAGUCAAAACUUUAGCGAUGUAUUUACCGAAUUGGUUCCGGUAGCUGUUCAUCAAGCACUGGCAUCUUAUGAUAUUCGAAAAACUGAGAUUGUCAAUACAGAAAUUUCGAAGCUUAGAGAGGCGAGUCAAAUGCUAAAUGGAUUGUUGGCUAGUUUGAACUUACCAGCAGCUAUUGAAGUAACGAGUGGGGGAAGCGAAGUGCCACCAUCGAUUUUGGAAAAGGCCAAUGCAGUUAGUUCUUUAGGUGGUAUAACUGAACUUAAAAGAAUGAUCGAUGAACUACCAGAACUGUUAAAAAGGAAUCAAGAUAUUUUGGAUGAAACGGACAGAAUGUUAAACGAAGAAAAAUCUUCAGAUGAUCAACUACGUACUCAAUUCAAAGACAAAUGGAAUAGAACACCAUCUGAUAAACUGACAGAGAUGUUCAGGUCAAAUUCGGCUAAAUACAGACAAAUCAUUAACAACGCAGUAACUGCUGAUAAAACUGUUAGAGAGAAGUUUGAUACCCACAAGAGUGGCAUGGAAUUGUUAAGUACAGGUUCUGAUGCUAUUCAAACUGCUCUGCCCAGUGGAGGAUCUGGAAACGUUCAAAAUUCUUCAGCAGUGCAGACUUUAAGACAGUUAAUGGAAGAGGUUGAUGUAUUAAAAGCUGAACGGGCAACCAUUGAAGACGAUCUGAAAAAUCCCACGACUGACAUGAAAGAAACAUUUCUUAGUGCCUUGGCUAAAGAUGGUGCAAUAAACGAGGCAGCUAUAUCUUUUGAAAAUUUAGGCAAAACAUUCGGAGCGCUUCAGAAACAAGUGGCUGAGAGUAUCGAAAAACAAACUCCUCUGGUCCAGAAAAUACAACAAACACAUUCCCAAUUUGUAUCUGAAAGAGGAUCCACUGCAGGAGGAAGAGAACAAAUGAUGUGCUCACUCGCUUCUGCACAUGAUGCUUUCAUGGAUUUACAGAAGAAUUUAAUAGAAGGUACCAAAUUCUACAAUGACCUCACUCAGAUGUUGGUAACCUUUCAAAAUAAAGUAUCGGACUUCUGUUUUGCUAGAAGAACUGAAAAAGAAGAGCUGCUCAAAGAUCUUACACAAGCAAGUAGUAGAACUACUCCUGUUCAACCUUCAACUCCGAACUAUUACUCGGAUCCCCCUAAACCGGCCAAUUCAACUCCAACAUCACCACCAAGCAAUGCACCUCAAGCUCCUGGAUAUUUACCAUAUCCUGUUCAAACUCAAGGAAUGCCUGUACCCUAUGGAGCGACAUCUAAUGUUCCGUACCCUACUUAUGUGCCUCCGCCCAUGCCUCAAGGAUACAAUCCAUAUGGAACCAUUCCAUACCCAUGUGAGUAUUAUAGUAAA
This is a messenger RNA of Psylliodes chrysocephalus, 1944 nucleotides long. The record is from the annotation of a GenBank genome assembly. Lineage: Eukaryota; Metazoa; Arthropoda; Insecta; Coleoptera; Chrysomelidae.